Odontomachus brunneus is the source of this 2197-nucleotide messenger RNA. It is a transcript of the gene Sec13, whose product is annotated as protein SEC13 homolog. Gene Ontology annotation, molecular function: structural molecule activity; protein binding. The transcript has 3 exons. NCBI's taxonomy places the organism in Eukaryota, Metazoa, Arthropoda, Insecta, Hymenoptera, Formicidae. Gene Ontology annotation, biological process: protein import into nucleus; COPII-coated vesicle budding; positive regulation of TOR signaling. The record is from RefSeq and is a predicted model, not a curated record. Gene Ontology annotation, cellular component: nuclear pore outer ring; COPII vesicle coat. The coding region runs from base 168 to 1106 and encodes 312 amino acids.
UGGCGCAUGUCUGAAAUUAGUUAUUGAGAAAGAGAGAGAGUUUCCACGUAGUGACAGAAUCAACAUAACCUCAAUUUUACUCACGAUCGGCUUCGUAAUCACUCUUUACGUUUCAGUUUUGCUGCGAUAUCCAUCAGCAUUGCGUGUAAGCGUGAAGUCCUUUCACAAUGGUGUCCGUUCUAAACACCGUCGAUACGGGCCACGAGGACAUGAUCCACGAUGCCGAAAUGGAUUAUUACGGUUUGAGGUUAGCCACUUGUUCCAGCGAUAACUCGGUGAAGAUAUUCGACCUGAAGAACGGCACUCAGAGCUUGGUCGCCGAGCUGAAGGGCCACAUCGGUCCAGUGUGGCAGGUGGCAUGGGCGCAUCCUAAGUUUGGGAAUCUUUUAGCAUCUUGCAGUUACGACAGGAAAGUGAUCAUUUGGAAAGAACUCGGAGAAUGGACAAAGGUGUACGAACAUACAGGUCAUGAUUCGUCUGUAAAUUCCGUCGCGUGGGCGCCGCACGAAUUUGGUCUGAUUUUGGCGUGUGGCAGCUCAGAUGGAUCGAUCUCUAUUCUCACAAACACCGGGGAUGCUUGGCACACGCAAAAAAUACCGAACGCUCACACAAUCGGUUGUAACGCGGUCAGUUGGUGCCCUGCGAUCGAUUCCGGCUUCGACGCCAAUGCGACGCAACAGAGGAGCGGUCCUGUUAAGAGAUUAGCCACCGGUGGCUGUGACAAUUUAGUGAAAAUAUGGAAAGAAGAAGGCGAUAGAUGGGUGGAGGAGAACAAGUUGGAAGCGCAUAGCGACUGGGUUCGAGAUGUAGCUUGGGCACCUGCGGUUGGUCCAUCUAGAGCCGCUUUAGCAUCCUGCUCGCAAGAUCGUCGCGUUGUCGUUUGGACGUCCAACGAUUACGCUAGUUGGACACCGAACGUCCUUAAUGUGUUUGACGAUGUGAUCUGGAACGUCAGCUGGUCGUUGACAGGAGGGAUUUUGGCGGUCAGUGGCGGCGACAACAAGGUUUCCCUGUGGCGUGAGAAUUCCGAGGGACAAUGGGCAUGUAUCUCUGAACUGAACAAAGGCCAAGGCAAUCUUAAUAAUACAGACCAGCGCGCGUUGUAAUAUCACUUAUGAUGAUGUAGAGUAUUAACUGCGUUCAGCAGAAAAAGCUGCGUACAAUUAAAUUCACGAAUUUUACAACAGUUGCAAAGUAACUUUCUCUGCUAAACGCAGCCAAUUAUAUUUUAUACAAGUAAGCGUUGUAAAUUAGUAUACAGAUUGUUCGACGGUAUUGUUAAGAAUUUCUCAACGAAUUCCUGUUAGCGCUUCAUUUACUACUAAUACUUCUGUAUCCAUAAAAGGAAGUUAUCCACCCGAAAUGUAACAAUGAUACUUAUAAAUACUACGAUACUUUAUUGGAACAAUGUUUUACGACUGUUAACGACAUCUUAUGCGACUAAAUUCUAAAUGCUAUGAUCUAUGUAUGUACGGACAGAAAACACCUCUUAUAUGCUUAUGUACUCGUGAUAUUCUUAAUUUAUAAUUUAUAUAAAAAUACAAUAAUUUGCGCCGGAGUACUAAAAAUAAUAUUCAUUAUUCGAAUAAUCUUUAGUCUUGCGUGUAUAAGGACACGGCGAAAACUAUGUCACGUUUGAUCGCGGUUGAGGCUUCCUCCAUUUUUUCCUUCAAAACAGGAUCGCCUAUCGUCACAGCCGCGUUUUUAACAUCUCGCAGAGUCUCGCCGAGUUGCUGUAUGCAACGAACUAUGAUACCCUCUUGGACGUCUGUCUUCUUCAUGAUUUCCGCAAACGAUUUAGCCUGUGCCCAUUCGUAAACAACUUCCAUCAAGCCAAAGUUCAAUGGCGACAAUGUUGACAAUUGAUAGCGUUGCUCCAGUGACUCCAAUUCGGCGUGCACCUCUUUCAUCACUUCGCGACCCUACCAGAUAACGCGAAUCGUUGAAGAAACAUUAAGUUUGCAAUUGUUACUAAAAUUAGUGUAAAAAGGCCGACGAAAAUCCGAAUCAAAAUUCAGCGGCUAUGCAUGCCAAAAGUUUCGAUUCAAUUUUCGCUGGUCUUUGUUGCGUUUGUUAAUUAUUUAGAAAAAAGCAUUUUGCUGAUACUUACAUUCGUCAAAUUCGGUGUGAGUUUCGGCUCAACAUCCGUGCGUUGAUGAAAGAUCACUGCCGAUAAUAGCGCUACUAUUUCCGCCGG